This is a messenger RNA of Sipha flava (yellow sugarcane aphid), 1289 nucleotides long. Its product is annotated as protein MEMO1. Lineage: Eukaryota; Metazoa; Arthropoda; Insecta; Hemiptera; Aphididae. The record is from RefSeq and is a predicted model, not a curated record. Bases 297 to 1172 code for a protein of 291 amino acids. The transcript is spliced from 8 exons.
UAUUUAUUAUUUUAAUUUUUUUAAUCAGAAUAUUACUAAGUUGGUAAUUUAUUUCAGUUUCUUUUUUCCUUUAUCAUUCCAAAACAACUGGUCUUAUCUCGCCUUACAGAAGAGCUGGAAUACUUAUAGUUCUUUUAAGACCGUCUGUUUUUGUACGAGGUUUCAGUUGCGCAUUACAUUUAAUUUUAGUCUGAACACUAUACAAAACUUUCAUAAGCCUGUAGUUUAUUGUUAAUUAUUUAAAAAUAUUUUAGUAUUCUAUAUUAACGUCACGGUUGAAAUUCAUCCACAAGAGUAUGGCUGUACGGAGAGCAAGUCACGCUGGAAGCUGGUACGCCGAAUCAGCCAAGGAGCUCAAUAAUCAGUUGGAAAAUUGGUUGGGGGCCGCCGAUCUCACACAUGGACCUGCCAGAGCUAUAAUAGCUCCUCAUGCCGGUUACCAGUAUUGCGGUGCUUGCGCUGCAUUCGCAUACCGCCAGAUUAGUCCGUUUGUUGUGCAACGCAUUUUCAUACUAGGACCAUCACACAAUGUCCGUCUGUCUGGGUGUGCCUUGUCAACUGCUGAUAAGUAUAGAACACCAUUUUAUGAUUUACAAAUCGACAAUCAGGUAUAUGACGAGUUAGAGUCUACUGGUAAGUUUGAACGAAUGAGUAUGAAAGUGGAUGAAGACGAACAUAGUAUAGAAAUGCAACUGCCAUACAUCGCCAAAGUGAUGCAGGACUACAAAAAUAAAUUUACUAUUGUGCCUAUUAUGGUUGGAUCGUUGAGUACUGAAAAAGAAAAUCUUUAUGGACAAAUAUUUGCUCCAUAUUUAGCUGAUCCAAAGAAUCUAUUUAUUAUAUCUUCAGACUUUUGUCAUUGGGGACAAAGGUUUCGUUACACGUUCUAUGAAAAGUCUUGGGGUCCAAUUCAUCAGUCAAUUAAAACUUUGGAUCAUAAGGGCAUGGAUAUUAUAGAAACUCUAGAACCAGCAGCGUUUGUUGAAUACUUAAAAACUUUUUCAAACACUAUCUGUGGUAGACAUCCCAUCAGUGUUUUAUUGCAAGCGGCUAAGCAAUUGCGUACUCAAAAAUUGUCGCUCAAGUUUUUAAAGUACGCCCAAUCUGGCCAAUGUUACCAUUUGGGAGAUUCAUCAGUUAGUUAUGCAUCUGCAUCUCUCAUAGUUGAAUAGCAAAACAGUACUUCAAAGUGAAUCUUUUUUAAUUCACAUUUUUUUAAAAUUAAGUUAAUAUGUUUAGAAAAAAUAUACUUAGUAUGUUAAGAUUGAAAACCAAAAUGGUAGUAAGUU